GUGUCCAUGUACAGUACUGAUGUGAGGAUUGCAGAACUGCCUGAAGAUGACCCCAAAGGAAAACCCUGGGAUUUGAUCUCUGGCCAAGUACUCGUCACUAGACUACGAUCUCACUAGUAGUGCCUCGGAAGGUUAAAAAGCCAUAGGACUCGAUUUUAAGGGUUAACAGGGCUCCUUUAGCGGUGGUAAGCAUGUCUGACCCAGCCCCUCCAGCCGAGGCUCCUCCGGCCCCUGAACCCGAGGUAGCUGCACCUGCGGCUCCCCCGGCUGCCGAGCCCGCUACAGCCGAGCAUUCUGCAGCUACACCUGGUGCCAAAGCGGCUCCAAAAGAGACUAAAAAGGGCAAGGGCAAGAAGGGUCAAAAGGCCGAGGAACAAACAGAGGCCGAACCGCCAAAGAAGGAGGAAGAGGUCGAAAUGGUGUUAAGUCAUAAGUUAGACACGGACGAAUGGGAUCUCACCCUGGGCAAAAUGCUUCGAUAUCACUUCAAUAUUGGAGAAGAGCUCCGGAUUCUCAUCCAACAAAUCCGAAAGGAAAUGAAGGAGGAGCUGGUCCCACUGGCAGAAGACCGCGCCACCUAUGGAAAAAUUGUCAAGCAAAGAAUUCGCGAGAUGUGGGGUCUUGAAUACGAGAUCCUGGAGAUCCAAGAAAAAUUCUUGGACAGCAUGGGCAGCAUUGACUUGAACAACCUGACCGAUGACUUCGUGGAGGAAGUCAUGUUGCAGUCCAAACCCCUCCAAGGAACGCUCAUGGCCAUCCGAAAACGACAAGUGGCUCUGAUGACUGACAUCCAAAAGGAAUACAACGAUCACAUCAAAGACCUCGAGCCCAUGAAAUUGGAACGCCCUCCCAAACCUGAGCCCAAGCCAGAACCACCCAAAGAAGAGGCACCAAAAGAGGCCAGCGAAACCGCUUCCACCGAGGCCAAGCCACAAACCGAAGGUGCCCCUGAGACUCCGAAUCCUCCUCCCGAGGCCACUACUCCUUCCUCUGAUUCCCCGAACGAACCCUCUCCGGCCAUUGACGCUUCUGCUGCCCCAGCGGCAGUGGAAGCCUCGGCUUAAAUCCCAACAAACUAGAUCAGAGGAAGUCCCAAUUCCAUGUAAAUAACUCAUGUUGUAACGUAUAGUGAAUGACCAUUUGAAGAGCACUGAAACGAUUUACUUCUCGAAGCCCCAACCCCCGCGCAAUGUCCCCAAUUUUAGAAUCUAAGAGGCUAUUAAGUUCAUGACUUCACAAUCCCGUUGUAAAUACUCACGUGUGAAGUCACUGUUCCUUGCGAGUCCGGAAAUCUAUUACUUUUUUCGACAACAACAAAUAUGUACGCUUUUGUACAGAUUUUGUUCUUUUUGAAUAAAUCUUUAAAACAAUCCAGAGAGAACUUUUCAACAUACAACGAACUAUCUUCAAUUGGAGCAAUUUUGUUGAGAACUCUGAUAUCAAUAUGUAUGCAGCUAUCCAAGAAACAUAAAUUUUACGUCUUUCCAGCCAAUGCAGCAGCUCAAAGCCCGAGAACCCUUUUGUUGUAGGGGGGAAAUAAUAGAAGAUCGACCGAUCGUAAGACAGAUUUCCCAACAAAUCGAUGUUGUGAUGAUAAAUGACAUGCUUUCUAAAUAAAAAUUAAAUUAUUUUA
Messenger RNA from Tigriopus californicus, 1633 nucleotides. RefSeq names its product tropomyosin-1, isoforms 33/34-like. The transcript is spliced from 5 exons. The coding region runs from base 192 to 1064 and encodes 290 amino acids. NCBI's taxonomy places the organism in Eukaryota, Metazoa, Arthropoda, Copepoda, Harpacticoida, Harpacticidae. The record is from RefSeq and is a predicted model, not a curated record.